Molecule: messenger RNA, 960 nt
Organism: Diaporthe citri
Lineage: Eukaryota; Fungi; Ascomycota; Sordariomycetes; Diaporthales; Diaporthaceae
Exons: 1
Coding region: 1-960 (319 amino acids)
Biological process (GO): nucleoside phosphate metabolic process; ribose phosphate metabolic process
Molecular function (GO): ADP-ribose pyrophosphatase activity; ADP-glucose pyrophosphatase activity
Source: RefSeq, a predicted model, not a curated record
AUGCCCAAAGAAGUCCCUACUGUUGCAUGGAAAGAAGACAAAAUUGACUUCUUUGGCACGACUAUCCCCGUUUACCUACCAAACACCAUCAAUAAACAUGAGCUUGAAACCUGGCCGGCCUUUAAAAACUGGAAGGCAACACUGCACGCCAACCUCAAAUUGCAAGAGUCCAAGGACCAUGCUUUUCACCAGCACCCUUACAGCCUUAGGUCAAUCGAGGUCACAUCCGUCACGAGGUUUCCCAGUGGCAGAGUGGGAUUCAUCAAAAUUGACGCUGCCGUGGAGCGUGAACCCUUUUCGGAUGAAAACUCACGCGACGCCUCCAAGUCGCUUCCUGGAACUGCCUUUCUCAGGGGCGGGAGCGUGGCGAUGCUCAUGAUCCUCCGGCCCAAAGACUCGAGAGAUGAGCGAUAUGUCAUCUUGACCGAGCAGCCGCGCAUACCAGCCGGGUCACUCAAGUUCUUGGAAAUCCCGGCCGGCAUGCUGGAUGACUCUAAUCACUUCGGGGGUGCCGCUGCCAAGGAAAUCGAGGAAGAAACAGGCUUCAAGAUCCCCGAGUCUGAGCUCAUCGACAUGACCAAACUGGCUCUUGGCAACUCGGGUCACGAUGAGACGAGCCUGCAGUCCGCCAUGUACCCUAGCCCCGGAGGAUGCGAUGAGUACAUUGCGCUGUUCCUGUGGGAGAAGGAGCUGGACCGGCAAGAGAUCGAAGAUCUCAGGGGAAGACUCACCGGAGUCAGGACGCAGAACGAGAUGAUCACCCUGCACGUCAAGGAAUACGAAGCACUGUGGAGAGAUGGAGCUAGGGACGCCAAGACGCUCGCUGCCUGGGCCCUGUAUGAGGGCCUGAACCGGUCGGGGGAGUUGCAGAAAGAAAGGAAGCGGAAGAGGGAGGGCAACAGCAGUGCUCAUUCAUCUCAGGAGUUGCCUAGACACAGCAAGGCGUCGAAGAGGUCAUGA